UGUAUUUAUUUUCGUGACCUUGUAUUACAAACCAAUAGAAUCCGUUUACUUUUUGUACAUUCACUAAAAAAGCAUCAAUUUUAUUCGUGGAAUCGUCGAAUAUUUGUAGUUCAAGUUGUAAAUUUGACCUGUGGUGGAAGAAAAAAACCCAGACGAGGGAAGUCCGCGACUAGUCUACGUUAACUCGGUAUUAAGCGUCCUUCAAAAUGUUCUCGAAGAUAAAGUGGCAAACCAGAGAUUCAGUUAGUUGUGUCAAGUGGUAUAAGUAGGUAGUAUAACCAAAAUUAAUAAUGACAAAAUUAUCGUAUUACUUAGUUACGUACUGUAUAGUGUUUGUUUUUGUUUGGGAUCUGAUCAGUUGUACGAAAUACAAACUAUGCAUAGUAGAUGGAAAAACUUUUAAAAAAUCGUUGAAGUAUUGCCCCGAGCUCGAUACCGAUCCAGAUAGUAAAGUAGAAUGUAUUGUAGCAUUAGAUAGGACUGAUUGUAUGAGACAGGUAUUGAAAGGUAAAGCUGAUUUUUCAGUUUUUAGUCCAGAAGAUUUGGUUACCGCGAAUAAUGAAGGAAUCCAAAUUCUAGUUACGAACGAACUUAGAUUUAGUGAUAUACCUUACGAAUAUGAAAUAGUGGCAGUUGUCGAUAAACAUUCUGGAAUAAAAAGCAGACAUGAUCUCAAAGGUAAAAAAUACUGUCAUCCCGGUUACGGUAUUGAAAGGGAUUGGCCUAAAGUAUUAGCGAACUUUUUUGAAGCGUCCGUCGUUACUCAAUCAUGUGAUCCGAAAUUACCUCUAUUCGAAAAUCGGAUUAAAGCCACGUCUGAAUUUUUCCAUUCCACGUGCAAAGCCGGGCCGUGGCUUAACGACCCGUUACGCGAUAUGCAACUCAAAAAAAAAUAUCCUCAGUUGUGUUCGUUGUGCGACAACCCGGAAAAAUGUUCUACCGAUGAUAAAUAUUGGGGGAGGAUAGGUUCUUUAUAUUGUUUAACAGAUGGCGCUGGAGAUGUAAGUUGGUCUCGUCUCGAUGAUCUACAAUCUCAUUUCGGACUGGGUUCGAAUACCCAAGAACCAUCAGCGGAAGAUUAUUUAUUAUUAUGUCCCGAUGAUACGUUGAAGCCUUUGAAUACUUCAAAUCCAUGCGUGUGGGUCGUGAAACCUUGGCCGGUGGUAGCCACAAGAAGAACUGUAGCUGAUGAUAUACAAAGAAUAGUGUCAUCUUUAAAGCAUACGGAUAGGAAAUCCUGGAAGUAUAAUUUGUUGAUGCUUCUGGAAUCAUCUUACGUAACAUUACAUAAGUUACCGGAAAUAAAUGCUAUCGAAUCUUAUUUAGAUCACGCUACAGGCUUUUUGAGCGCGAAUAGUUUUUCCGGAUGCCAUCCGCCGAGAACCAUAACCGUUUGUACUACCUCAGUUAUAGAAGCAGCUAAAUGUUCGUGGAUUAGAGAAUCGGCAACAGUUUACGGUAUAGAGCCGGACCUGGAAUGUAUAAAAGCUGAUAAUAAAACCCACUGUAUGAUGGCUGUCGAUAAACAUCUAGCGGACGUCGUAGUAGUACCUUCCGAUCAAGUACAUCUGGCGCAAAAAAAAUAUAAUCUUACGACUUUAUUCUACGAAACAGUUUCGAACGAUAAAAAAUAUUUAACCGUAGCUGUGGUUAAACCCGAUUCGGGAAUAAAAAAAUUCGGCGAUUUAAAAGGGAAGAAAGCUUGUUUCCCAAUAUACGAUGGGGUGGCUUGGAAUACGGUGAAAAAUUUGAUGUUCAAUAAAAGUUUGAUUAGUACGUGCCCUUUGGACGAGGGGAUCGCUACUUUUUUCGGACCUAGUUGCGUCCCCGGUAUAGAUAACGAAAUUUUAAAGGAAACAUGCGAAGAUGAUUUCGAAGGAGAAUUCGGAGCUCUCCAUUGUUUAAUUAGUGGUAAAGGAGACGUCGCUUUCGUAUCUCAAAACUCUAUUAGUAAUUUCAUUGUUGUUUCGACAGGUGCUGGUUCUUCUGUAUCCGCGAAAGAUUUCGAGAUAUUAUGCGAACGCAAAGACGAACCGUGUCAUUUGAGUUGGUCUCCUAUCGGUCACGGUAUGAUCAGAUCGAAUUCGACGGAUUUAUGGAAAAAAGAUACUUUGGACGUAUUUCUUCAAUUGGACGAAUUGUUCGGAAAAAAUUACAAGCCUCUAACCGAUCCUAUAACUAUGUUUGGUAGAUUCGAUGACGUACCUGAUUUGGUGUUUCACGAUGAUACUCAAAAAUUGAGGCCGGUACCGAACGAAAAGGAAAACGAUCCCAUGCCCCGGCUUUACGACAGCCACCAAUACGUCGAUGAAAAUGUGUCCCUCAAAAUGGCGGAAUGGUUAAUGUGUCUUUUGAUUUGUAUACUAUUUUAUUUAUCGCGUUUAUAGGAUAUUUUUCGAAAUUUUUAUGUUGAUUUAAGAAGAAAAAAAUUGCGUGGUUAAAAAAGUGUAAAAGCGUGCCAUACUUUUACAAUUUUUAUUGAAUUUAACUGAGUUUACUGUGAUAUAUGUAAAAAAAUAAAAAUAUCUUUUGGUUUUUGUCUUUUU
Diorhabda carinulata is the source of this 2546-nucleotide messenger RNA. RefSeq names its product transferrin. Lineage: Eukaryota; Metazoa; Arthropoda; Insecta; Coleoptera; Chrysomelidae. Gene Ontology annotation, cellular component: signal recognition particle receptor complex. Gene Ontology annotation, biological process: protein targeting to ER. The record is from RefSeq and is a predicted model, not a curated record.